Hordeum vulgare subsp. vulgare (domesticated barley) is the source of this 1269-nucleotide messenger RNA. RefSeq lists its product as uncharacterized. NCBI's taxonomy places the organism in Eukaryota, Viridiplantae, Streptophyta, Magnoliopsida, Poales, Poaceae. The coding region runs from base 85 to 1269 and encodes 394 amino acids. The transcript is spliced from 4 exons. The record is from RefSeq and is a predicted model, not a curated record.
GCCCCAAUCACCUCUCUUCCAGCAUUUCUAGUUGUGCCUCAUCUUCUCACUUCUAGAUUUCUCUAUCGUCUCUCACACAACACAAUGAACACAUCCUCUUGGGACAUGAGUUCUUCGUCAUCUUCAUCGGGCGACGAUGAACUCAUACUUGCGGCAUUAGCCGAUCGCGAGGAGGAAGAGAGGAUGAACACUCGACGCCAUGGCGGUUCCAAGCAUGGACGUCGGACAAUCGAUCGAGGAAGAGAUGCCGGAUUUGUUCUUCUGUGGAACGACUACUUCAAAGAAGUUCCUCGCUAUCCCGAAUAUUUGUUUCGACGAAGAUUUAGGAUGUCCCGUAAUUUGUUCAACCGCAUAGCUGAUGGUAUACUUGAGCAUGACUCUGAUGGUAAUUUUACGCAAAAAAGAAGUGCUUCUGGAGCUCUUGGGUUACAUCCUCUACAAAAGAUGACCGCGGCAAUGCGGAUGCUAACAUAUGGAAUAGCAGCUGAUGGUGCUGAUGAGUACAUCCGGUCCGCUGAGGCUACUAAUUUAGAGUCUUGCAAGAAAUUUGUGAUCAAAGUUUGUGAAGUUUUUGGGGAAAGGUACCUGAGAUCUCCAAAUGAACAAGACAUUGCUAUGUUACUUGCAAUAGGGGAGGAAAGAGGAUUUCCUGCCAAAGGUGAAACUCCUGCAGUGAAUUAUAGCAUCAAUGACCAUCAGUACACAAUGGGGUAUUAUCUUGCAGAUGGUAUCUAUCCAAAGUGGGCAACAUUUGUGAAGAGCAUACCAGCUCCAGAUACCAGAAAGAAUAAAACUUUUGCCAAGAAGCAAGAGGCAGCUAGGAAAGAUGUGGAACGAGCCUUUGGAGUUCUGCAAUCCCGUUUUGCCAUUGUUCGUGGACCUGCUAAAGGAUGGAAACGUAAAGAAAUCGGUGAUGUCAUGAAAGCUUGUGUCAUAAUGCACAAUAUGAUAGUUGAAGAGGAGCGAGAAACUGGUCGGCAAAGCUGCACUUUUGAUGCAAUGGGAGAAAGAGUCUCAGUCUCUCGUACUCAUGCUGAACAACUGAGCUCUUUUAUUCAGAUGACUCACCGGAUUAGAAAUGCCCAUGAACAUUCUCAGCUUAAACUUAAUCUAAUUGAGCAUUGUCCAAUGUCCAUUGUAGCAUGGACUGCCGCCGCGGCCGGCAACAGCUGCAACUUGCUCCACCCAACCAAGUGGCAAAACAAGACCAAGCCGACGACCAUCAUAGCUGAAAUGAUCAGUAGAGCAAGACCCGCAUCAAAAUCAUAA